Molecule: messenger RNA, 8983 nt
Organism: Cydia pomonella (codling moth)
Lineage: Eukaryota; Metazoa; Arthropoda; Insecta; Lepidoptera; Tortricidae
Gene: shams
Product: glucoside xylosyltransferase 1-like
Exons: 7
Coding region: 331-1500 (389 amino acids)
Biological process (GO): protein O-linked glycosylation via N-acetylgalactosamine
Molecular function (GO): UDP-xylosyltransferase activity
Source: RefSeq, a predicted model, not a curated record
AAUGCCCGCAAUUGACGAAUUUCGAUUUUCCCGGUAGCCGCCCGGGGGGCCUACCGCAAAAAUCGAAGUUCGUCAAUUGCGGGCAUUUUUCUUUGUCACUCUAAUUUGGUCCUAGUGAGAGUAAAAGAGAAAGAUCCCCGCAAUUUGCGAAUUUCGGUUUUUGCGGUAGGCCCCCUGAUUCUUACUGAUUGACAAAUUGCGUUUACCUUAUAUUGUAUGUCUAUGCGUUUACCGGACUAGUCCACAGACCACUUGUUGCCUCGAACGAUAUGUCGUUUGACAUACUUUGACAGUUAAAGAAAAAAGGAAAUAGCUGUAAACAAACAAUGGAUGGAUGUUCAGUUAGAAAUUAAUUCGUUAACAUAUAUCAUGAGACGGUUACCUCUUUGCAAAAUCGUAGUUUUACUGGGUUUUAGUUUUAUGAUAAUUUAUUUAUACUCUUGGAUUAGUAAUGAUGAUGUGAAGAACUUUGUAUAUAGAUCUCGGGGUACAACGAACACUAAGUUAUUAACGCUAAAACCUCAAAGUACUGUACCUCAGAAGACUACCAUAAACAGAAUCGUUUUGUCGUUCGUCGUGUGUGACUCAAGAUUCAACGAAUCCCUGAAUGUUGUUAAAUCAGUGUUACUGUUUACCAAGACCCCCGUACACUUCGUCAUAUUCACAGACGACAAUCUUAAAUUGAAAUUUAAUGACACUCUUAGCAACUGGAGAGUGCUAACCGACUACCAGCUUGAUUUUGAGCUGCACAGCAUUAACUUCCCUGAGGAUCAUGUUGAUGAUUGGAUGAACUUAUUCAGCAAAUGUGCUGCACAACGAUUAUUUAUUCCGAAACUGAUCACCCACAUUGAUGCCAUGAUCUAUGUUGACACUGACACCCUGUUCCUGGGCCCCGCUGAUGAGUUGUGGCGAAAGUUCUCCCUGUUCAACAUCUCCCAAAUAUCUGCCAUGGCCCUGGAAAAUGACAAUCCAAAUGUAUCUUGGUACCCUAGAUUUGCCAAGCAUCCAUUUUAUGGGAAGUAUGGGCUAAAUUCAGGUGUGAUGUUAAUGAAUUUGACAAGAAUGAGAGACUUUGGUUGGGUUGACUAUGUCACCCCAAUCAUGCUUAAAUGGAAAUUGUACAUACCAUGGGGAGAUCAGGAUAUAAUAAACGUGAUAUUCCACUACCACCCCCGCGCCGUGCUCGAGCUCUCGUGCCGCUACAACUACCGCACGGACCAGUGCAUGUACGGCGACGCGUGCCCCGACGCUACCACCAACGGCGUGUUCCUCCUGCACGGCAGCAGGAAGGCCUUCCACGCGCACAAGCAGCCCGCUUUUGAGGCAGUAUACCGAGCCAUCGAGGAGUGGCCUGUCGGCUCGGACCCCACCGACUUACCGGCCGUACUCGAGCGCUACUUCACGGAGGCGCCUUCCUCGCUCUGCGGCAACCUCAAGGACGCCUUCCUGAAGAUCCCCACGGCCACAAUAACCAGGCUGCAUAGGAAACCCGACAGGUAGCGACUUCAUCUUACGAAGUUGAAGAGCGAAGGGACCAUUACAAUGAGGUGAAUAACUAGAAUUAAGGUUGGUGAUCGGAGGUAAGGUUAGAAAAUGAUCUUUAGAAGUUAUCAUUAAUUCUACAGUUUUUAUUUUAAUAUGACUGGAUUUAAUCCGUAACUUUGUGUCUGCAAAUACAGGACAAUCUCACUAAUCUGGCACUAAUCGAUAUUUUUUUAGUAUGUUGAAGCAAUACACUAUAUUCAUAAACUAAAUACAAAGGAAAUUGUACUGUUAUCUGGAUUUUAGGCAUUUAUAAAAAUAUUCAAGAGUGAUAAUGUAACCGCACAUAGUAAAUUUGGGCGUAGAAGGACCACGUGCAUCCCUAUUUUAGUGCCGGAUUAUUGAAAUUUCACUGUAAAUUACCUAUUACAUUCCUUUGACUAUCGGAGGAAAUGUACCAUUGCGUAAACUUACCUUUUUUCGUGCGUUAUAAAUAUUGUAAGGAUAUAAUGACGUGAUUGGACCCGAUUGGUCAGCUAGUUUCCAACAAACAAAAUACAGGUAUCUUAGUUUAAUAAGAUAGUUUCAGCCGCUUAAGAUUAGAUUUAGAGUCACAUGAACCCACCGCCAAAAAUUGUAGAUUUAGUUGCUAAAAAUGGUAUAUAGAGUCCAAACAAGAUAAGUUGGCAGAGAUUCUGAUGGGUUAUUAAACGUCAGACUUCUAUGAAAUUAUGACGUUUACUUGACGCUUGCACCGUCUAGGCUAUUCAAAAUCGCUGCGAACUUAUCUAGGUCUGACUCUAGUAUAUACAAAGAAAAUAUAGCGAGUUUUGUAUAUGAAACUGCUACUCGCUUUGUAUUUAAAUUUAUAGCAACUGAAACUAAUCCCGUCAACUGGGAUGAAUAGGAACAGCUGGGGUAAAUAGGGACAUAAUCUAAAAUAUGAUUUACCUGACAAAAAUACCCACACAAAUUAUAUUAUACUGAAUCUACUGGUAUUUUCAAUAGAAUGAUAUAAUAAAUGUCUUAAGUUUAGACGACCGGUCUCUAAAAUAUGAUUUACCUGACAAAAAUACCCACACAAAUUAUAUUAUACUGAAUCUACUGGUAUUUUCAAUAGAAUGAUAUAAUAAAUGUCUUAAGUUUAGACGACCGGUCUGGCCUAGUGGGUAGUGACCCUACCUAUGAAGCCAAUGGUCCUAGUUUCGAAUCCCGGUGAGAGCCGACGUAGCUUUAUUUGACGUAUAUAAGUGCAUUGUAAUAUGCCUACUUGGAAAAUAAACUAUCUUUAUCUUUAAGGGCAUUUAUUUGUAUGAUGGGCACAGAUAUUUGUUACCGAGUCACAAAUGGGUGUUUUCUAUGUAUUUAAGUAUUUGUAUAUUAUAUAUAUCAUUGUCUGAGUACCCACAAGUCCCACAACACAAGCUUCCUUGAGCUUACCGUGGGAUUUAGUCAAUCUGUGUAAGAAUGUCCUAUAAUAUUAAAAAAAAACCGUUAUUUAUUAAGCAUACACUACUAUCCUUCCCUUGCCUCUAUAUUUACGAGAUAUGCAUUUUUGUAAAACUGAAUAUUGAACUAUUCACCUUCACAGGAGACAAAGAAACAACACGGUCACAUAGACGCUGAAGGUUAGCAUUGCCAACUACUAGCAAGUUAGUACUUCGGAAAAAAAAGCGCGUAUUGUAUGUGUAUUAAUAUAUUCAAUAAAAUACCAGCUGAAAUAAAGAUAUUGCCUAUUAAUGAAUUCUAAAAGACAUUGUAUAAAAUACUAAUUGACAAUUGUUUUUACAGUAUAAACGAAUUUUUAUUGCAUACGUUUUAAAUGUUAAUUGAUAUCUGAAAAUCUUUUAUAAUUAUUUCAUCCUAUUUUUUUUUUUUUUUUGUAAUUUUAAUAUUUUCAUGCUAUUGACUCCUCAUUAAAUUAUUUCUUAUUAGUUGAUGUUAAAUUAUAUUUAAUCAUAUAAAUAUAAUUUAUUUUAAUUGACCGAGUGAUCUAAUCAGGCGGGCCGUAUGCUUGUUUGCCACCGUCGUGGUAUAUAAAAAAAAACAAGUUAUCACUGACAACUGUUCACAUGUCUACAUGGACUGAAUAUAUCAUGGGACACAAUGCUUGUAAUUUAAGAUCUUAUGUUACCAUAUGUUCAUUGUGAAUAAACGAUUUCAUUUCAAAAGUGUAAGAUUUUUUUAAAGAAACUGUUAGGUAAAUCACAUUUUAAGUUUUGUCCCUAUUAAUCCCAGCUAGCCUUAUUCACCCCGGUUGACGGUAACAGAAAUUUCAUGUUAUUACAUAAUGUAAUUUCAGAAUGAGAGCUAAACUUCGAUUGUAUGGCGGCGCCAAGAUUCAUGUGACUCUUAAUUAAGUGAGCAGCUAAGGUAUUUAAAUGUAUUACAUUAAUCUGAGAAGAAAUUGAGUACUCAUAUUUUAGUGUUUGAUUUCCGUGUUUACGUUAGCUAAUAAAAGUUGUGUUUCGGAAAAAUGGACCUUAAUGUGGCCGUACAGUGAUUCUAUUUAUCAUUACUAUUAAUUACAAGUAAGAUACAUAUAGUUCACUUGUAAUAUAACAUAUAUUAUGAAACACUUUGCGACGUUUACUGCUCUAAGGUAGCCUUUUUCUGAGACACAAAUGUCACCAAUGUAUUAUAUUUAUACAAUUAAGAUUUAAAGUAUUUGAAAUGUUGCCUUAAUAUAAUAUCAUAGUAUUCACCAGGGCAGUGGUUCCCAAAGUUGACUGGGCUCCGACCCACCUAACAAAACCGGCCAAGUUCAGGACCCACCUAAUCAUUGCCUAAAAUCUGGCCUUACAUAGCUAUGGAGUACUGAAAGUAAGUAGUACUUUUAUAGCUUCAUCAAACAAGCAACUGCAUUUUGUUGUUGGCAUGUCGUCUAAUGUUACAAGGCCCACUCAAAUUUCGCUCGCGACCUACCAAUGGGUCGCGUCCCAUGGUUUGGGAACUGCUGCACUAGGGUAUUAUGUUAAAUUAAAUUCAUCCAUUGUUGUUACCAAGAGACCAACUGAUAUAUUACUGUGUAUAAGUUUACAUUUAUUUACUGUUAAUUGGCUUUAUCGUAGCAUAUGCAUAUAUUUAUAGACAACGAGCUGACCUCGGAAAAUGCUCUAGUUUUAUUGCUACGCUACGCUAUAGAUAUUAAGUACUUGAUCCGGGAAAUCUAGCAGCUAUUUAUUGAUGUAGGCCAGAGUAGCAAGCCAGCAAAGAGGUGGCACACAUUUUUCGAUUGCUCAUGAUUUUAUUUGGCGCUUGAAUGACACUGGCUUAACAUAUCAUUAAGAAAACAGCAGGUGGUACUUAUUUACUUUAUAAAAAUGUCUGGCAAUGUUAUACCUAUUCCAAUUGUACAAAACAAACUCAAUCAAACCAAGAACUCGCGAUUUUUUUUACUUCGGUGAUUUUAUAACCUCAGUUAUUUGUUGGCUUGUCACUCUGGCAUCCACCGAUGGACAGCUGCCAGAUUCGCGAAUCAAAACUAAAUUUAUUAGUAAACUAACUAGACCAGUUCCAUCGCUCUCAUUAUCAUAUAUGUAGGUAGGAGCUAGCUCUUAGUUCAUUAAUUAUUAGUUAAUGACGCACGGUUUAUAUUAAAUCUUGUCAGAAGUUUUCCAUUCUCAGAAAAUAUGUCUUCUAUCUGAUAAGUGAUAACCUCGACGGUAUAUGUACCUAAAUGUAAAGAGUAGUAAAUGGUUUGUAAUUAGACGCAACCGCAGACAUAUUCUGAGUACCGCCGAGAGCUUAUGAAAUGGAAAUUACAAGGGAGGUAUUGGAGUGGACGAAGCGCCAAUCACAAUUAGCGGACUGAUAGCGUCACUCAUUAGUGAACUAUGAUACAAUAAAAUUUAACGAAUGCUUUAACGGUGACAUACUGUUAAGCCAAACCAAACUCCAAACUCAAAAUUUAUUUCCUACAAUUAUGUAGGUGGUGUGUUGACGUGCCUAAAAUGCGCUCGGAAAUUUAGUAGGAAGGUUGGUUACGCGAGCCAUCUAAAAGUGCAGCAGAGAGUGGGACAGCUACACUCUGUUAACAGUAAUUAAAAAUGUCCACUCCAGAACACAGUCGCUGUGGCCGAAAUCGGUCAGGAGUCAUCAUCAUCAUACUGCUAAGUACAUCUGACCCUACACCGUGAUUAUCUUAACCCGUGGUCCUGGAAAUAGGUACCUGAUUUGAUCAACGAAAGGAUAAGAACCAAUUAAUUAGUCACUGGUCUAAAUUUUGCUGUAGCAAUUUUUAUUUGUUUUACUUCCGUAUACGUAUUGGCUAGUUAUCGCGGCGAAUAGAUUUCCACAUUAUUAUACAUAGGGGCUACUAUUCGGUAUCUAAGUGUUAACAUUUUAUCCAAAUUGAUUUUAAAAGUGGCACCUACUGAUAAAAAACGAGUUUCCGAUUUGGAUUGUCUUCUUAAAAGUCAUAUUUCACGCAAUUUUUUAGUCGUUAAAAUGCUAUUGGUUCGUAUCAUUCGGUUUCCAAUGAACCUUGGACCUAAAAAUGCAGAAAUUGAGCAAAUCAAGGAGAAAACGGACAUAUACUCAGAUACUCCCUUUUGUCUGCCGACGAUGCGAUUGAAAAGAGGAAGAAAGUAAAAUUUAUAGUCGUUCGAUUUGAAGCUGGCCCGAAGCGGCUAAUCUUUUGUCUAUUGUUAACUAAAACCGCGCGUGCUACUACCUGCAAAAAAAGGGUCGUAUAAUUCUUAUUGGCACCUGAGCGCGGGCUAGUCCAACGCUCAAAACACCAGUGUAGGUGUGCUCUCCGAUAACGCGCCUUUGUUAUGCAUAUCAAGGACACUUUUUAGACGGGUUCGGUAGCGUUCGACUCGCCGGCACUCAGUAACCGUAUAGGGACCACACAAGAAAUAGCAAAUUAUUUUUCCAUUUGUUCAUUUUGAAUCUUAUUUCAAUUACCAUAGGAGUUGUAAUUAAAUAACCGAUUAAAGUGAUAGUUAACAAUAGACAAAGGAUAAGCCGUUAGGGCCCAGCUACAAAUCUAACGACUAUACCCGGAGUCCGUUUCUAAUCUGUGUCGCUAAUCUUAAUCGCUACUUAAAUUCGGAGUUCCCAAGCCAAAAAUCAGAGUAGACUACUUAUCAUUUAUUAGAGGGCUCCGUUAAACCAACGGAAGUCGUACCUACUAAAUUAAUUUAAAUGAUACAUAAUAUUAAAGCCUUGAUCUAGUAUAGGGCAUGCAAAACUACAUAACAGUGAGAAUCUUCAUCCUAACAUUCAAAUAGACUUAAAAGUCACUUUUUCUCAAACAAGUCAUACCAGAGUAUGAGAUGAUACACUAGAAAAUAUGAGUACAUUCGUCUCUAUUUAAUCUAAAUCUAUAUUCCUUGCUAAGCCAACGUCAGAUAUUGCACGCAUGUUGUACAGGUAAACUAGUUGAGAUGUUAUACUACCUACAUCUAAAUAAUUACUAAGUUGUAUAAAGAACCAUAAAACAAGAAUAAAGAUGGAGGAUAGCGUGUUUUAUGAUUGUACAUUUGCGGUUAGUUACAUUAUACUUAUACCUUAUACUCGCUAUUUUUAUGGUGCGCAUUGCGCGUAAGAUAGAAAAAAUCUAAUAUAUUUUACGUUGAGUUGUAGAUUACUUGUCAUUUAAAGUAUUUAUAGGCUUAUUAAUCUAGGUAUUCUAGGUGAUGUUGCGUUUAGUUAAGACCUAUUUCAACAUAGUUAAUAUAUGUUUUUAAUAAAAUACUUUUUGGCACGAAAUAAAUUUACAAGCCAAGCAUCUUUAACACAAGCACUUAAGAUAAUCUUCAUGACAUUGUUUAUUGAAUUACAAACAAGACAUAUUUUUUUUAUUACUUUGCUAAAGUAAUUGCAAGGAGAAACAGAACUAGUGUGGUAACACAUCGUUAUUUGUACGUUUAGCCAUAAAGGUGUAUGGGUGUGAGCAUAAGUGUCUAUUCUUUACCUACAACAUUAAUUACAGUUCAGAUAUGUUACUUUAGAAUGACUAUAGUUUAUGUAUGUAUUAGUAUGCAUUAUUGGCCCGAGUGGCAGUUGUCACGUCCAUUAGCCUCUUAGGGCAGUUUCAGACUAGCGUUUUAUACAAGCGUGCUCAUACGCGCGUGUUAGAUCGUAUAGACCAAAUGUGGAAAUGUAACGCACAAAUGUAACAACGACAAAAGCAUCAAAAAUCCUUAGGUAUAUGUCAGGGGAAAUCCUGACGUAUGGCAACCCUGCUCGUUGAUAUAAUGUGUAAUAAAGUUGGCAUGGCUAAUUGGUAACUAGAGUCAAUAUGUAUAUACCAAUGUUGGCUAUGUAACAUAGCCUAUGUCACAUAUAAAGGUUUCAUUCCAUUUGCGAAGGAUUAAAUUAAGUUUUAAGCGAAAACAAUAUUUUCACCACGCCAGCUUGUAAAGGCUCUUUUAAGUCUCUUUGUACUUUAAAAAUUGAUUUUCAUAUUAAUUUUUCGUAUUAAUCGUACAUUGUCAGUGUUACAAUUCUAUAAGAAUGUUGCAAUUUAUUUGUAAUGUUUUUGUGUUCGACUCGGGAGCUAAAUUGGUUUAAACCCUCGUGCCUUGAAAUGAAACCCUCGCAACUCCCCAGAUUCCACUUUUGUGCCACUGGUUAAGCUCGUGGUUCAAUUUUGUUAUCUUUCCCUGUUGUUUUCCAUAUUGAUAUCUGAGAUCUCAAUACGAGUUAAACAACAACUUUUCUCCCUUGUAAAACAAUUAACUAUUUACUACUAAAUACAUAUUUUUUAAAUAUUUGCAUAUAUGAUUAGAUUCUCGUAUUCAGCUUUAAAUUACAUUAAUUAAGGUGCUGCUUGCUAUAGACAUCGAUGAGUUUAUCUCAAUUCAAUUCUUAACAUUGCAGACAAAAAACCAUGAUCUUAAUUCUUAAGACAAUGAUGUAUUUGAAUUUAUUAAGUUUUUACAUAAGGUAAGACGAAUAAACGAGCAUAGUUUAUUUUGUUCGGGGCAAGACAAACAGUAUGAGGACUUGAGUACUCCAUACAAGUUCUUGUCUUGUCCCGGUGAUAGUCUUACCCCACCUUACAUUUUUAUUAUAAGUAAAAACUCAUACUAUAGUAUGAAUUUUAGGAGAUUUUUUUUUAGCUUGGGCACUAAUUUGUUGAACAAAAGCCUUUGUUUCUUUUAUGCAGACCGGAGACGAAACCGAAAAAAUCUUCUCAUGAAAUUCAUAUAUGCUUUUGGCUAACCAGAUCAAAUAAUUAGUUAUGCUAAAUGCUUUCUGAGCUCUUAAAAAGUCCAUAAUGGAAAAAAUUAAGGACCACUAAGAGCUUUGAAAUAUUUGUAAAAAAAUAUAACCUAUUAAACUGUUAAAAUUACGAAAUGCUGCAAUAUGCUAGCCGUGUCCGAGUCUCUUUUAGCACAUUGUUUGAAAUCAUUAAGUACGUGUAUUCAUACCUAGAUAUGUAUAUAAUAUAGUUAUUAUUAGUAUUCUGUCUGCCUCAUUAUGUAUUUUUAUUUAUUGAAUGUCAUUUUUUACCUUUAUUUUAAUAAAGACAUGAAAUAAACAAAGA